Molecule: messenger RNA, 321 nt
Organism: Trichoderma virens Gv29-8
Lineage: Eukaryota; Fungi; Ascomycota; Sordariomycetes; Hypocreales; Hypocreaceae
Exons: 2
Source: RefSeq, a predicted model, not a curated record
AUGGGUGCUUUCUUCAUUGGGUGGCAGCUAUGGGAGGAAAUGACAUUCGUUUUAGCAUGCUGUAUAGUGUUAGUCUUUGCCUUUGGGCUUGUAAGACUAUGGUGGACCAACCGUAAAAUUGCGAGGCUCGAAUUGAUAGACGAAGAACGGCGCGUACGACUGGCAGAGAUGCGGUACUGCGGUAUCAACGCACGCGGCAUCAACGAUAUUCCCUUUGGGGUGCGCGCAAUACAAAAGGGCAUCCAGGUUGAGGGCAUCUGGAUAUCAAGGCCUAACACGCCCGAUGCCAGCCACGUCACCGCCUCGCCCACCCUUGUUGGC